AUGCACUUAGCUUUAGACUGGCUUCAGUACUUCUCCAUUAUAUUUCUUCAGUGUAUCUUGUCCAUGUAUCCUGAGUUGCUUAGCGUUCUUUUUUGUUUUCCUGAACUGCCUAUCGUCUUGCUCCCUUUGAGCACAACUGCAUUCAGACAGGACCUCUCGCUUGAAGUACCCACCAUCCUUUCCCUCAUCCAGCCCUGGGCAUUCCGCCAGCAUGAGCUACUCCUUCUCCUCGACUCGAGCAUUCCCCAGCCACACACCACGAGGACGCCGGCUACGUACGUCUAUGUCAUCGCUCUUCCCACUGCAUCCCUUAUUGACAUGAUUAAUAAUACGCAUUACAUGGCUAGACACCUACAAAACAUUAAUCAAUCUCUACAUGAGACACAGAAACAAACCAUUAUUGUAGCCAAUAAAUUACAUAGUAUUGAUAAUAAAAUUGUAGCUGAUACAGGGCAUCAUUGGUAUAAUAUAUUUACUGGAUGGUCCCCAUCAGCAAAAGGUGUCUGUGGUGGGACCGCUGCCUGUUAGUGCUUUGCCUUGUUACAAGUUUUGUUUUUCCCUGCUAUUUCAUAUAAAUGUGCCUGUUCCCCCAAUACCUAAUUUAGAAUAUUGGUUUAGAACGUUCGUACCUCGUAACAAGGCUUUAAAACCACAAACCACAAGGAAAGCCUCGGCACGUGCCUUCACUUCGCAGAUUGCUUCCCACCUCAUCCGGGCCUUCCCCGUGCC
Molecule: messenger RNA, 729 nt
Organism: Pelobates cultripes (western spadefoot toad)
Lineage: Eukaryota; Metazoa; Chordata; Amphibia; Anura; Pelobatidae
Source: the annotation of a GenBank genome assembly